GUAGCUGCCAUCUUUAUAGUGUAUACAGUUAGCACAUCUCUAUCCAUAGCAAUCCAACCCCAUCCAGACACGUGGUAACAUCGUUGUCAUGCACGGUCUCUGGAUCUUGCUAGCCUUGUCUCUCAGUGGGGUGCACAGUCAGUUCCCCAGAGGUUGCACCACAAAUGAAGCAUUACAGAAAAAGACCUGUUGCUCAGAAUGGACAGAUGGAACCCCUUGUGGUUCUGGAUCAGGACGUGGAAAGUGUCGACCCAGUGUGGUCCCUGUUAUUUCUGUUUUGAAUGAAUCGUUACUGUAUGAUGAUCGAUUGAACUGGCCACAUCACUAUUAUGAUAGGACCUGCGAGUGCUUUGGAAACUACAGUGGUUUCAAUUGUGGCUAUUGCAAAUAUGGUUACUAUGGUGAUAAAUGUGAUCAGAAAAAGACUUUGGUACGGAAAGAGAUCCGGGAACUUACUUUGGUAGAGAGGAAAAGGAUCUUCAGUUACUUGGCUCUUGCUAAGACAACCAAAAGCAAGGACUUUGUGGUGCUCACCACCGGAGACAGACACAACCGUGACACAUAUACAUUUGUGGAUGCUUCAGUCUAUGAUGUGUUUUCUUGGAUCCAUUAUUACUCCAUGAAGCCAAUUAUGAAAAAAAGUGUAUUUAUUGAUUCAAAAAACUAUGCCCACCAAGGUCCUGCUUUCCUAGGGUGGCAUCGCCUGGGACUUUUGUUCUUGGAGAGAGAAAUUCAGCUCAUGACUGGAGAUGAAGACUUUGCUCUUCCAUAUUAUGAUUGGAGAGGAGAGAAGAAUUGCUCCAUCUGUACCAAUGAUUUCCUAGGAGAUAAUGAUGCGCAGGGGAACCUGAGUCCUUAUUCCCACUUCUCCUAUUGGAAGGUUAUAUGCAGUGGUUACGAUUGCCCAGAUGUCUACUGCCGAAACCAUGAAGAACAUACAAUGGAAAAGCUGCUGAGGAAACCUGGCUCUGACCCUCUGAAUAGCAGAUUCCCCUCAUUCCAAGAUGUAGAGGAUACACUCAAGUGGGGGGACUUUGAUACUCCUCCAUAUAAUGAGACAUCAAGAAAAAGCUUCCGGAACUCGCUAGAAGGAUAUCUGAGGCCUUCAGAUGGAGAAACCUUGGAGUUGAGCAUGCACAACCUUGUCCAUAUGUACUUGGGAGGAACCAUGGCCCAAGUGCCCAUCUCCACUAAUGACCCAAUGUUUCUGCUGCACCAUAACUUCAUUGACAAGAUAUUGGAAAUAUGGAUUAACAAAUAUAAUGGGACCCCAGAACUCUACCCUGAAAAUAGAGAGCCUGGCCAGGGGCCCUAUGAGUGCACUACCCCCUACUUCCCCUGUUAUCAAAAUAAAGACCUUCUCCAGACGUCUCGUCACUUUGGAUACACUUUCUCUAAAUAUCAAGAGUUUGGGCCUGGAGACAGUGAUGAGGGAAUUGUCACUGCAGCCACCACCUAUAUCCCUGAUCAGCCCCAAACAUCUGAUCCCAGCCUGGAACCCUCUUCUGGUCUAAGAAACCCCUAACUAUUAAUCUUAUACCCUGGAAUAAUUUACUGCCCUCACCUGUCUGAUCCCAGCCAUGAACCCUCUUCUGAUCUAAUAACUCCCCCCCCCACUAUUAAUCAUAUACCUGGAAUAAUCUACUGCCCCCCCAUGUCUGAUCCCAGGCUGGAACCCUAUUUUGCUCUAAUAACCCCCUACUAUUAAUCUCAUACCCUGGAAUAAUUUACUGCCCUCAUGUGCCCCCAGUCAUGUGAUCUCAGCCUGGAAGGGUAAAGGCAGGUUGACAAGGAAGGGGCCAAGGAAUUAGGGCAAUGUGAAGGCUACUCAUGAGUCAGA
Messenger RNA from Xenopus laevis (African clawed frog), 1840 nucleotides. RefSeq names its product tyrosinase. Bases 89 to 1525 code for a protein of 478 amino acids. The transcript is spliced from 5 exons. The record is from RefSeq and is a predicted model, not a curated record. Lineage: Eukaryota; Metazoa; Chordata; Amphibia; Anura; Pipidae.